AUGGACGCCAAGUUCAAGGUGAACCAGCUGUCGCAUCCAGUCAUCGUGUGCGGUGUGUCGGACAAGAACCGGUCGUUCCACCUGGUGGCACUGUUCAUCACAUCUCAGCGACUGGAGGGGCUGUAUGUGAAAGCUCUGUCGGCACUGCGGAAGGUGUUUACUACGGUAACGGGCCAGCAACUUUUGACCAAGUACACCAUGGCGGAUGCUGAAGCGGCGCAGCAAAAUGCUGUUGACCAAGUCUUCGGUGUGGACUCGGACUAUGUGUACCUGAUGUGCUUCUACCAUGUGAUGGCCAAGGUCUACGAGCGAGUCAAGAGUGUUCCCAGCGGCUGCAUUGGAACGCUCUUCCAACUGCUAGCGGAUUGUUGCGAACACCAGUCGGUUACUCCAAGAAAGUUCAAGGACGUUCCUGACGUGACUCAACAGCUCGAGGCCAGGGUCAAUGACUUUCGGCAGCGGAACCUACUCGUCGACAUGACACCAAACCGGUCCAGCAUCGAGGUCCUACUCGUGUCACCGAAUCCCAACCUUCCGAGAGACUGCCCUGUGUCAGCGCAUAUGGGGUCCAACUACGCGCGCAUGGAGCUAGAAGGACAACUGGAGUGCGGCUGGGAGGUUGAUCUCAAGAACUACACCGGCCUCGACGGCAAGCGUACACUCGUUAUUCGCUCCGUGCCCAAGAAGCACCGCCGGACGCGGACGGUAGCCACGCGAGUUCCCACUGGCCGCCCCAAAACCAACGGGCAUGCACUGAGCACUGACUAG
Molecule: messenger RNA, 768 nt
Organism: Phytophthora sojae
Lineage: Eukaryota; Oomycota; Peronosporomycetes; Peronosporales; Peronosporaceae
Exons: 4
Coding region: 1-768 (255 amino acids)
Source: RefSeq, a predicted model, not a curated record